This is a messenger RNA of Sciurus carolinensis (gray squirrel), 2695 nucleotides long. It is a transcript of the gene Prrx1, whose product is annotated as paired related homeobox 1. Gene Ontology annotation, biological process: regulation of DNA-templated transcription. The record is from RefSeq and is a predicted model, not a curated record. Gene Ontology annotation, molecular function: DNA-binding transcription factor activity, RNA polymerase II-specific; DNA binding. The coding region runs from base 101 to 856 and encodes 251 amino acids. Lineage: Eukaryota; Metazoa; Chordata; Mammalia; Rodentia; Sciuridae. The transcript is spliced from 4 exons.
UCUUUCUUCCCCACUCGGCUCCUCUCCCCCCUCGCGCCCACAGCGUUUGGUGUUGAUUCGAGCGGGAAGAGGGGGGUGGGUGGGAUUGGAGGGGGAGACCAUGACCUCCAGCUACGGGCACGUUCUGGAGCGGCAACCGGCGCUGGGCGGCCGCUUGGACAGCCCGGGCAACCUCGACACCCUGCAGGCGAAAAAGAACUUCUCCGUCAGUCACCUGCUAGACCUGGAGGAAGCCGGGGACAUGGUGGCAGCCCAGGCGGACGAAAGCGUGGGCGAGGCGGGCAGGAGCCUGCUGGAGUCGCCGGGACUCACCAGUGGCAGCGACACCCCGCAGCAGGACAAUGAUCAGCUGAACUCAGAGGAGAAAAAGAAGAGAAAGCAGCGGAGGAACAGGACGACCUUCAACAGCAGCCAGCUGCAGGCCUUGGAGCGUGUGUUUGAGCGGACGCACUACCCGGACGCCUUCGUGCGGGAAGACCUGGCGCGCCGCGUGAACCUCACGGAGGCCAGAGUGCAGGUGUGGUUUCAGAACCGAAGGGCCAAGUUCCGCAGGAACGAGAGAGCCAUGCUGGCCAACAAAAACGCGUCCCUGCUCAAGCCCUACUCAGGGGACGUGAGCGCCCUGGAACAGCCCAUCGUCCCGCGCCCCGCGCCGAGGCCCACCGACUAUCUCUCCUGGGGGACGGCGUCCCCGUACAGAGACACUCAACCUGCUGACAUCCCCAGAGUUCCACAGGACGUUACUAGUUGCCCCAGGAGCAGGGUUUGGGGCAGAAGAGAGAGGGGCAGGCCAUCAGCAGUCUCUUCGUGGACUCGGGAACUCUUGCAAAGUAUUCAAAGAUGGGGAAGAAUCUAAAAGGAAAGACCAAUAAUAAGCUGUGCCCACUGCCCCUUUCCGCAGCCAUUCUGGAACAGAACUACCCCAUUUCUAAAUUGCAGAUAGAUUUGUGUUCUUAGGCUCAAUUAGGGAAUUAACAUGCAAGGCUCCAAACUCGCAGUGAAACUGAUUUUGAAUUAGAAGAAAAGAAAGACAGGAGGGAGGGAGGAAGGGAAGAAGGGAAAUAGGAAGGAAAGAAGGGAGGAAGGGAGGGAGACAGUGAUGCAGACACAAGGAAGGAAAACCCGAGCUCAUUCCAAUCACUUUCACAACCUCAGUUCCUUAUUAGUUAGUAGGUGGAACUUUCUUAGGAUCCCAAAUGCUUUCUGUUCUGUUGCUAAUUCUUAUCUACUUGUCUGGAGGUGUCUUUGGGAGUCAGUUGUGUGUGUGUGUGUGUGUGUGUGUGUGCACUUGUGUAUGUUUUAAAUAAAAAAAAAAAGAAUGUAUAAUUUACACUAAACUUUUAUAUUAAAAAAGUGACUUUUUUGAAGAAGCAAAUGGCAGAGUGCUAUUUCAGUCGGGUGCUCAGCGCCACAUGGCUGGUCCAGGGUGCCUUUCUCUGAACCUAGACCUGAGCGUUCUAAGAAACCAGGUCAAGUCUGCAUGUUCUCGUCUGCUGAUGUCAAUGGAAGAAGUGUUCGCAAAUUCACUUAUUGUGCCUUUGUUUACCUUUUUCUUGUCAAGGUUAAUUAUGAGCUUAAGGACAGGCUUUAGACUAACCGAACUAACAGUUCCCUAGCAGAAACCUAGCCCCUGAAGUGAAAAGCAAAUGCUUUCCAGAUCUGAUAGCUCCGAUCCAAACCAAAAGCCUCACCUAAAUGUUCUGUCUAUGACAGAGCAGUUCGUGAGAGAAACACUAUAAAUGCGUUUGGGAAUGUCUUUUAUAUUCCUUGUUGUAAAAUUAGCCUGAAUUAACUCUGGUCUUAGUACAUAGUGGCCCCACGUAUAGGAAGCUGUGUUCUGGGACCCCAUUACCCUCAUCUUUGCUGAUUUUGAAAGAUUAAUUUUAUCUGUGUGUCCUAUUUCUUCCCUAGGAUUUACUAAAAACAGGACCAUCGUGAUCACAUAUUCUUUAAUAUUUUAAAAGAGUGAAGGGCUGCUUUGUUUCUCUUAUGAGUACUGGUAGUCCACAGACUCACUAAAUGGCUUGUGGGUCUAGUUUAUAGUCCAGGGACUCAAGUUCUUGGGCGUGAAUGUGGUCAUAACCAGGAAGCAUUACUCCUCUUUCUGCCUGCAUGCUCCUUAAGGUCUCCUCACACCCAUAAAUAACCCAGACGGCUGCCAUGUGGUCCUUGCCAGGGACAGACUGAGCACAGUGCCCUGCAUAUGGGGACAAAGUCCUCUGGAACCAGUGUCAGGUUAGACACCGGCUGCAGCAAAAGCCAAGCCUCAGGGUCCACACCAGGAGCAUUUAGUAUGUGGGCAUCUAACUGAAGCUGUUAACCUGGCAAGUCGUGUGUGCCUUUUUGGAAAUAUUCUAUUUUAAUUAAAAAGAUGAUAAAGAAAAUCUAGAGCUGUUUUCAAAAGACACAUCAUUCUAUCAUCUUGAUAUAACUAGUUUGUUCUCUUCUACGACUAGAGUUCAAUAUUUUAAAUAGUGUAGCCUUAGUGUACAUAUUAUUUUGUAUUCUGCUCUUUUCACUUAAGAUCAUAUAACCUAUUACUUCUUGCUCAUUUAUGGUGUGCUUUUAUAUCAUUUCUUAGAUACAAGAGUGUAAAAAUUAAAACAAUAUUACAGAACCUGAUUGUUCAUAUUCUGUAUGAAGAAUAAAUUAAUCUCCAAAUUUAAGUAGAAAAGCGAUGGUUUAAAGCAGUGAG